This is a messenger RNA of Capronia coronata CBS 617.96, 1845 nucleotides long. RefSeq lists its product as uncharacterized. The record is from RefSeq and is a predicted model, not a curated record. Lineage: Eukaryota; Fungi; Ascomycota; Eurotiomycetes; Chaetothyriales; Herpotrichiellaceae. Gene Ontology annotation, biological process: regulation of DNA-templated transcription. The transcript is spliced from 2 exons. Gene Ontology annotation, molecular function: DNA-binding transcription factor activity, RNA polymerase II-specific; zinc ion binding. The coding region runs from base 1 to 1845 and encodes 614 amino acids.
AUGCCAGAUACACUCCUUCCAGAAAAACCGAAACGAACGCGCAGAGCUCACACCAAGGCCAGGACAGGAUGCUUGACCUGCAAAAUUCGAAGGAAGAAGUGCGAUGAAGAGAAACCUUUCUGCCGCCGAUGUACAAGUACCGGCCGCAAAUGUGAUGGCUAUCUCACCCAAUCCUCGCCGCACACCUCAACCUCAAACGAUGCACCGUCAACCACCCCCGAACCCGAACUAAAACGUCCGAGGACGCAUACAGGCGCAAAUAGCCUCUCUCCCGUACUCGCCGAAAUGAGACAAGGGCCCGUUUAUGACCAUGAUUCUGUCGAUAUAGUCCGGCCGCCAUCGAAUGUCAUGUUCGAAACCGACAAUGACUUCUAUUGCUUCGACUUCUUCCGUUCGCGCACCGGCCCCGAAUUCGCCGCUUACUUUGACAGCUCGAUCUGGCGCACGUAUCUCAUCCGGGCAUGUUAUCAACAUCCCACCGUGCUGGCUGCCACGGUAGCCGUAGGUGCUGUCCACCGAAGAUUCGAGCUGGGCAUUUCCCGGGAGGCUUUCGAGUACUGUGAUCUCUCGAAUCAGAUGUACCAGCGGGCCUUGAGACGGUUGUCAGACGACAUAGCUUCCGGACAUCCCAACGUCGCAGAAAUAAACAUGAUCACCGCGAAACUGUUCAGCGUGUUCGAAACAUUCCAGGGGAACCAUGAGCUUGCACAGAUGCACCUGGCGGCAGGACUCAAAGCACUGCUAGGUCGGGAUAUGCGCACGACUCGCCGGGAAACGCAAUACCGGUCUGUCGAUAUUUCGUACGAGACCCUCCGACAGCUGUUCUUGAAGCUAGAACUGGAAUCCGUGCGGUUGUUUGACGGUCCCGCCACCAUUCUCAGCGAUCCGGAAGCCGCCACAUUGCUUUGCUCCUUGGAAUCCGACCCGUCCUUUCCCGACGCGACUCCAUGUCUUCCAGACCCGAACCCAUACCCGAUCCCGCGUGCGUUCUCUUCCCUCUCGCGCGCGAGAGAUGUCUUGUUCACUGAAGCCAAAUGGAUCUGGCAUACCUGGGGACUACUCGAACAAGGAGCGUUGUCUGGGACCGGUUUCAGCCGCCAUCAGACGCACACCUCCCGUCUUCUGCAGUGGUCAAUCGCCUAUGCCGAGAAAAUGAAAGUCGGCAUCUGCCGCUUCCAGCCGCGACUUCGACAAGCAGCGCAAUUGCUGAAAGUCUACCGCGAGGCUGCUUACCUAUUACUCCUGACCCAGAUGGCUUUCCAUUCGCCCGAUACCGGCGCGGCGAUUGUUACUCUCUGCGAGUUUCCCGAGCUUUGCGACUGCCAUCGAUCCUGCCGGACGUAUGCCGAGCGCAAAGAGGCCCUGAAUGCGCAUUUUGCCCGCCUGCUCGUGCUCAGCGAGAGUGUUCUGAACCGUGCCUCCUUCUCUGCUUACGAGGAGCACGCGCUCAGUAUGGACAGCGGGAUUGGCCCACCGCUCUACCGCGGCGACAAGCAGCGGUGUCGGUCAACUAAAGUGCGGCAUCAAGUCACGUCCUUAUUGGGGAAGAGCGAGAUCCAGGCCCGCGUGUGGGAUACUCUUGGCGUGUAUGCCAUCGCAGAGCAGCUGGCGAGCGUGGAGGAACAUGCCAUCGUACAAAGCGGCAUUGUGCCCGAGGAGCUGGAGCCCAAGUGGGUGGACAUUACCUUCUUCCUGGAAGAGAGACGGGUUUUGUUGAGAUAUUGUACUCGGGAUCCGGAGGGCCACGGUGGCGGAUUGAGAGGGACUAAGCUGGUGAUGGAUAAGUUUGGCGGAGGCAGUGGCACAGGCGGGUUGAUUUGGACGCAGGAGUGGGCGUCUUUCUAA